UGAGCGUUUGCGUCACAUUGGUGACAUUGCCACCUUGCGUGAUAAAUCGUGUACUUACACCAAAUCCAAAUGAUUUUAAUCCAAUGUCAUAGGGGAAAAUAUUGCUUUUCUCGAACAGUAAUAAUCAAUAUUUAUACAUAAGGAUACUUGUGAAUAUAGUUCACUGAGUUAUCGUCAGAAAUAGAAUGAAAUUUUCAAACAUACAUUUUAUUAGAGUUAAAGUUGAGCCCAGUUAGCCCACGAACACAGUUUUCCGCUAAGGUUGUCGACGAAAGUCGUGCACUUGUUUUUGUAGGUGUUAUCUCAACAGACAUAUUUACGAUGGAGUGAUGGAGACUAAACCUCUGACUGCACAUGACUCGCUCAACAAUCCUCUGAUGCGACCUACCAGCUACCAAGCACUGCACCCUCCUUCUCAGGAUUCACCUCCUGGUGAUCAAGGGAACAUCCCAGUUCAUGACAUAAGACAGCGAGCAAACGCAGGCAAUAGCAUGGCUGCAGAUAGCGGCAGUACAGGCAGUGGCCAUAGAUCAGAUAUCAACAUGGAGGGCGGCUCCAGUUGUGUGGCUGACAGCAGCCUGCCUAUUGGCAACAAUGAUAUGACAAUCAACGACGAUAUUUCUUCACCGGACCUGAUGUGUUUUGGCCAAUACGAGGACUUCCACACCAUAGACUGGCAGCGGGACGUGGCGCGGGAUCGCAUGCGCCACCGACUCCUUGAGAAGAACAGAGGCCGCAGUCUGCUUGACUGGCUCAAGAGCAGCCAUGACGCUGGCUCAGGCUGGCUAUGUGUCUUUCUUAUUGGGCUCUUUGCUGGUGCUGUUGCGGGUACAAUCGACAUAAGCGCUCGUUGGAUGACGGAUCUCAAGUUCGGUAUUUGCCCAGAAGCAUUUUGGUUCAACAGAGAACAGUGCUGCUGGAGCUCCAAUGAAACCUUCUAUGAUCACGACAACUGUUCCAAUUGGUACACGUGGCCUGAGCUUCUAGGCCUGUACGACGACACGGCUGGCACGUACAUCAUAAGCUACUUCUUCUACAUCGCGUGGUCACUGUUGUUCGCCUCGCUCAUUGCUGCCCUCGUCAUGAUGUUUGCCCCCUACGCCUGUGGCUCUGGCAUCGCCGAGAUCAAAACCAUCCUAAGUGGGUUCAUCAUCAGAGGAUACCUAGGCAAGUGGACGCUCUUAAUCAAGAGUGUGGGCGUGAUCAUGGCGGUGUCUUCGGGCCUCUCCUUGGGCAAGGAGGGGCCACUCGUACACGUGUCCUGCUGUAUAGGUAAUGUGUUGUCAUACUUGUUCCCAAAGUAUGGACGGAAUGAAGCUAAGAAGCGGGAAAUUCUAUCCGCGUCUGCAGCUGUGGGAGUGUCUGUGGCAUUCGGUGCGCCCAUAGGCGGUGUGCUCUUCAGUCUUGAAGAGGUUUCGUACUAUUUCCCUCUGAAGACGCUAUGGCGUUCAUUCUUUGCUGCUCUGGUCGCCGCUUUUGUGGUGCGCUCCAUCAAUCCUUUCGGCAACGAACAUUCGGUGCUAUUCUACGUAGAGUACAGCAAACCAUGGAUCUUCAUUGAGCUUAUUCCUUUCAUCCUGCUUGGAGUCAUAGGCGGGCUCAUUGGGACUGCGUUCAUCAGAGCAAACAUUUGGUGGUGCAGGUUCCGUAAGAGCAGCCGUCUUGGUCAGUACCCUCGCCUCGAGGUGGCCGUGGUCACCCUCAUCACUGCCCUGCUCGCCUACCCUAACCCCUACACCCGCAUCGACACGAGCAGUCUCAUAUACAUGCUCUUCUCUCAGUGCAGUGCUGCUAAUAAUGAUGCUCUCUGCGAUUACCAACGCAACUUCACAAACGUCAACUCCGCUAUUGAGACUGCAGCAGCUGGGCCUGGCGUUCUCAGAGCCAUUUGGCUUCUGGCACUCGCUCUUAUUUUCAAAAUGACAAUGACGGUAUUCACGUUUGGCAUCAAAGUGCCGUGCGGUCUCUUCAUCCCAUCCCUAGCCAUGGGUGCCAUCGUGGGUCGCAUCGUCGGCAUUGCCAUGGAACAGCUUGCUUACCAUCACCCCGACUGGCCGGUGUUUGCAGGCGAGUGCAGCACCGGCGACAACUGCAUCACGCCCGGCCUGUACGCAAUGGUCGGCGCCGCGGCCGUCCUCGGCGGCGUCACCAGGAUGACGGUUUCGCUAGUGGUGAUCAUGUUCGAGCUGACGGGCGGCGUGCGCUACAUCGUGCCGUUGAUGGCUGCAGUGAUGGCCAGCAAGUGGGUGGGCGACGCAUUCGGCCGCAUGGGCAUCUACGACGCCCACAUCACCCUCAACGGCUACCCCUUCUUAGACCCCAGGGAGGAGUUCACGCACACCACACUCGCCCAGGACGUCAUGCAGCCCAGGAAAAACGGCUCUCUGUACGUCCUGACGCAAGACUCGCUGACGCUGGCUGACGUCGAGCAGCUGCUCACAGAAACUAAUCACAACGGCUUCCCGGUGGUGGUGUCUCAUCAGUCACAGUACCUCGUGGGACUUGUUGCCAGGAGAGACUUGGUCAUGGCAAUCAGUCAAGCAAAAAGGACCGUGGAGGGCAUCAGCCGAGAAAGCAUUGUUCUCUUCACCCCAUCCGUGCCAUCGCCGUGGCUUGGUCCACCUCCUCUCAGACUUCAUCGAAUUCUUGAUCUUGCGCCGCCAACCAUCACGGAUCAGACGCCCAUGGAGACUGUGGUGGACAUGUUCAGAAAGCUUGGUCUCCGCCAGACUCUCGUCACGCAUAACGGGCGCCUGCUGGGCAUCAUUACAAGGAAAGACGUCCUCCGCCACAUCAAAAUAAUGUCUAACGAGGACCCAGACAGCGUUCUUUUCAACUGAAAACAUUACCUUAUCACGUCUCGCAUUCCUUCUCCUAGUCUCCGCUUUACCGUGCUUCGUAACCCGCGCGUCUCUGUCAUUCUAAUCAAAAAGUCCUCUUUAUAGUUUAUGGGAUAACAGUAGUUUCACAAAAUAUUCCUGACUAUUUUCACGAAAAUUGUUUAUUCUAUAAAUCAAACCGUUAUUUAUUAUUAACGAAACUUUCGCUUCCUGCCCUGCAAGUUAGUUGUACUAAUCUGCCCUUUCAAUCUAAUAUUUCAAAUGAUACUUUCUGGUCUCAAUCGCCCGCGAUCAAAAAUGUAUCGAUUUAUUUCAAUGUUAUGUCUUCGUGAAUUGCAAAUUGGUUGAUUGGUAAGCCUUCAAAAGAUUGAAAAAUCAUUAUUCUUUUUCUGCAAGGCGCUCCGUUGCGUACUUCAGUUUUAUUUUUUUGGCAGCACUUAUUUACGUCUAAAAAUUAUUUUUCAUUGUUCUUUCCUUGUAUUAUUUUCUGACGUCCUGAAUCUGCCACAAAAUAUCUUGGAGUAGAACUAGAGAAUAUUUCUCCAUAUUAAUUUUGAUAAAUCAGUCUUCGAAUCUCUGCUCAUCUAUAUAUUUUUUUGGUUUUGGGGAUGUGAUGAUGUUUCACGUUCAGAAUAGUCCUACUUCAAUUAUGAUAUAUUUGGUUUUCUUGUAAAAUCUUUGACUAAGAACCGACGCAUUUGAGAUCUUUAAGAAGCUUGUAGCUUGUGGUGUGUUCCCAUUUUCGCAUCUCUUGGAGUUUGUAGGUUUAAUUUAACUGGUCAUAGUCAUAGUUGCCCUGUAAACGACCUAUCCAUCACACCACUCUAAUGACAAAAUCUUUGUCCCGAUUAACGCUCGCAUUGUCACUGUAAGGGCAAAAUUAGUGGCCGGAUUUUGCAAUUGCAACUUGGUUUUUUAUAAUUCUAUGAAAGAUAAAUUUUUUCUUGUCGGGAUUGAAAGAAAAAAAAAGAGCAAAUGCUGUGUCUAGGUUCCUUUGCAUUUUUUUCGUUCUUUAUAAAUCGAUUUGAUCUUGAAUGAUGGAGGUAACCUUUAGUAUUGUUAAUCAUAUGCCCUGCUGUUUAAACGUAAAAUAUUUAGUAUCCGCUGUUCCGCCACAAUCCGUGAUACGCGUGUUUUCGCGGAGUCAUAAUGAUAUAAUUUUUCUUAGAGUUUUACCAGCGCGCCUUUUUCGCCUUGGCUCCUCCCAUUUUCAUUUUGUGUUGCUAUCAUUUUGUGUGGUAUGGCCAUAUACGUAUGGUUUAGCCAUGCCUACGUACAAUGUCACUUUCAACGUGGAUGAACUCUCUAAUGUUUACUUCAGUACUGAUACUUUCGUGAUAAUUUGAAACAAUUAUUUAUAUUAGCGAGGCUUUUUUUCAUCACUGAGUCUUGAAGCGAUUGUGUGAUGCGGGCCAAGAGGUUGACCAGGAAGUGUGAGAGGCUCCUCGUAAUCGAGAUUGCUUCGUUUUAGAAGUAAGGUAGGAUGUCCGUGUAGGAGGAAUAUUUCCUUUCUAACGAGUACUAUUGUUGUCAUGCAAGUCGUGCCCUUUUCAUACAAAGUUUCAUUCUUAUCUUUGGUUUAACACGCACGGUUAGUAGCCAUAUUAUCGACACUCCUGAGACCGUUUUGUCGCAUGCAGACGAGACGCUCGUGACUUGAUUUGAACUGCAAGCGAGCGUUAAGUGAAAGUUUCGCUGAAAUUGUUUUGUUUUCAUCCCCUCAUGAUUUUUCUUGUGUUCAGCUACUACCUUGAGUCUCCUUUCUCUUUAAUGGUUAUUCUUGAUUCCUAUAUCAUUUUCGAUGUUCUUCGUUUACGAUUACUGCCGACCCAAAGCGCGAAUGAGCAGUAGAGUUUUAUCCUUAAAUACGUGUCCGAGUAAAUAACCUAAUUCGUUUAGUUGUUACUGUCGUUGAGUUACUUAAAAUUCUAAGUUUAGAGAUUUAUUGAACCAGUGAAGUUUGGUUGACUUAGUUUUGUUCUUGAUUUUCUUCCGACCUUUCACUUUUUGAAUAUUUUAUUUAUAGUGAUGUCUUUUGGCUUUCGUUUAGUAUUUAUACAGAUACGUUCUGAUCUUCUCUGCUCUGUAAUCGUGUUCAUUAGAACACUUGAUCACUAUAACAUGAAGCAAGUUCAAUUAUGGAAAUGUACUAGGUGCAUUAUGGGCUAAAAUACCUACAAGCGAGAACGUUUAUCAGUUGCAAAAUUCAUUUCCUUGUGUGUUUUUACUGUAAAUUCGAGAGUUGAAAAGAGUCUUUAGUAGAACAUUUUUCUAAACAGGUCUAACGGUUAUUUUCCCUCUGUUUGCAUUGCUGUGGGUAUUCAGCUGUCAUCGUAAAAUUUCAUAUACGUACUCGCUCCCAACGUUCAUUGUGCCACACUCCUGAAGCGAUCGCAUGUACACAUGAGUGGUGGCUUCACAUUUACCGUGAUCGCGUUUAAAAGCAUCACAAAUGUAAGGGUGUUUUGUGAAGUUUAUUAUGACGAGAAGUAUUGCAGCGUCUAGCGCAAAAUAAUUUAAAAUCAUACAAGCGCAUGGGCUUGUAUUGAACGUCUCAAAUCAAUUUCUAAAUUGCAACUUUUAAAGAAACUUUUCUAGCAACUUUUGAGUUUACUGCAACUUUUUUCCUGCCUUUUUUCUCGAAUUGUUCGUUUCACUAGGUGAUGCCAUCUAGCUGAGCACUGAAAUAAACCUCUAGGCAGCCCAGCAUUACAUUAUUUUCAUGUUCACGAGCUUCAUUCAAUUGCAUCUUAAAUUCAUCAUCAUGUGCUUCUCGUAAUUUAUAUUCGACUGAUAGAUUAAGGCAUCCACUAUAUCUUAUAAACCAACGAUCUAUUUGAACUUUGAUACUUUAUUUAUAACUACAUAUUCGUGUCAAAAAUUAUGUUCAUUGACACUUUAACCCUGUACCUAGUGAGGCGGAACUUGAUUACAAGGCCUAUAUACAAGUGAGGGCUUUAAAUACGAGUACUUUGGAAACGGCAACGGCUGGAUGAGUUAGAUACAUCGGUUGUUGUGAUUCAAUUUCUGUUUAAUUUCCACACCUUCAUGAAAUUGGACUGACUUUGAGUUUGUUCGCUUGCGAAGACAGCAAAUAAAGUAUUAAUAAUGUUACGUACACACGAAAUAAUAGGUAAACUGUUAUAUUUUCUUCAUCACAGGAGAUUCUGCUCUGUUAAGUAUGAUUUAACACAAAAUUCCAAUACAUGUUCUUAUAAUUAAUGGACUGUAUUUCCGAACGGAGUCAUGUCGUCUUAUUUUGCUCAGUUGUUAUCGAUCAAAUAGUUUUAUUUCUUCAAUCGCAAUAUAACUCCAUUUUUUCCAGUAUUCCUGUAACGUGGUCUGUCUAUUGAGAACCUAUUUACCAAUCUUUUGUUCCUUUGGUAUAGUUAUGGACAUAGCAGCCCCAGGCCACGCUGGAGCCUUGGCUUGGUGUAUCCUCGGUAUUUGUUUCGGACGUAGCAGUCAAAGGCUAUGAUGGAUCGCCGCCUUUAGUAUUGUGGUGAGGCGGAGGCGCUUUUGCUCUCACGCAAACUUGAGCAAAAUUAAACUGAAGCAUCUCGUGCAAUAGCAUCCGCCUCAAAAUACGGCAAUUAUUUUAGUCUAUUUCUUCUGAUGAUAAGUGUGAUAACUUUUGGGACAUAUUCCUCGAGUACCGGCCAUAUUAUACUCGUCACUUCAUGGUAAUAAUCCUGUGCAUAUUGUCAAAACACUAUGAUCAAUUUAUAAUUUGAGCCGGACUUUGUGUGCGAAUAGUCUUAUUCUAUAAUAAUAGAUCGCUUAUCAUAUCGUGUUCAAUUGUUCAUCUUCAAAAGUCACUGAAAAUAUUCUAACUGGUCAACUUUAUAGACCGUUUUGAAACCACAACAUUGUUGCUACUAUGCGAUUAUUUUUAAGGGCCUGUAAGCCUUAGAAAUUUUCGUUGUCAUAUGUCUAAUAACGUGAAGACUGUAAAGCUGGAGGACUAUGUAAAUCUAAGGUAGCGUUACAAUCCAACGGAUGUAACGCCAGCUCCAUUGUGUACAUAUUGGGCGCUGUAUGGCCAUGCUUUUUAUCCACUUAGUAAAGGCUAAACGUGAAACUACCUACAGGCUCUAUAUUUAAUUACUACUUGUAACGCUGUUAGUGAAUAAAGUUACGGUUAAUAAACUUGCUGGUUAAUGUUUCAGUUACGAAAUAAUUUUUUUAGCUCAUUCAUAACGUUACUGACAUUAGAACAUUUACUGUUGUGAAAAUUAUUUCGUUGAUUUCUUAGCUGAAUGAGAUUUUUCCUAUGUUUUCUUGAAUUUUUCUUUAUACUGUCGGCUUCAGAUUUAUUGCAAAGUCAAUAUGCGGCUUCUUUACAUACCCGCACACGUAAAUAUCACAUUAAAGAACCACCUCCCUACCUGAACAUCUCAUUUCAACUGAUUAUUCCAACACGUUUUACACUAUAUUCUUGUUGUUAUUGAUGAAUACCUUGUUUUUAUUUAUUACUCAUUAUCUUUAUCUGAUUAAUGGCCACAUUUAAAUGUUAUGUUUGGUUAACAGAGGUACGAAUGUGUGCAAUUUUAGAGGGAAAAUGCGGUAACGAUGUAUGGGCACGUAUUUAUGUGAUCUUGUCCAGCAUACCUUUGUAUGUACGUGUAUCCAUAUCACGUGUGUUAUUAUACCCACUUACGAUGGAGGUAUGUUUACUUGUACCGCAUACCUUAUGUGUGGUAGACUCGUGUCCAAAUAAAAUUGUGAACCAAAUGGC
Messenger RNA from Hyalella azteca, 7578 nucleotides. RefSeq names its product H(+)/Cl(-) exchange transporter 5 (gene ClC-c). Bases 330 to 2840 code for a protein of 836 amino acids. The record is from RefSeq and is a predicted model, not a curated record. The transcript is spliced from 19 exons. Gene Ontology annotation, molecular function: voltage-gated chloride channel activity. Gene Ontology annotation, biological process: chloride transport; transmembrane transport. NCBI's taxonomy places the organism in Eukaryota, Metazoa, Arthropoda, Malacostraca, Amphipoda, Hyalellidae. Gene Ontology annotation, cellular component: Golgi apparatus; early endosome; synaptic vesicle.